AUGUCCACUCUACUCGAUGUUUGCGGACCCCUCUCCCCGCCCUCAACGCCGCCGUUGAUGGACGUAAAAGUGGAGUUACCUUUAAAGAAGGCAGCAGUGAAACGUGCCCGAGAGUCUUCCCCACCGGCUGGCCUCGUGACCCCCCAACCCUCGGACUCGGAAGGUGAAGAUGAAUGCAGCAAGCGAUCUAGGUGCGAACUCGCACGGUUGCUACUGACCACACCCCCACCAGAGCCCUGUGCGCGCCCUUCAGUCAUCAUGCGAGCGCACAAAGACGGCACCUGCAGUCCUGAACCACUGCCGCCCCCACCCGCCAAAAUGAAUAUACUCAAGACCCUUAAAUUUAAAAUGAAUCGGGGUCACAGCUACUCACAAACCAAAUAUAUCGCGCAGACGCAGUCUCAAGCUCAGGCUCCGCCCGCCGCGCCAAUAAGCCCUCCGGCGAAGCUUGAAGAAGCACGCGUCCCCUCACCACACCCAGAGUGUCAAACUAAACAAGACGAACAAAGAGUGCCUCAAGUGCCACCAACUGCCUCGACACCUGGCUGGGUGCCGCUCGCGCCGCGACCCGCCUCAGCUGUGAUAGUGCCGAGUGCUCUCCUACCUACCACGGCGCUGUGGCUAGUCGCACCCGCGCCAGCCGCCCGUCGUCGUCUAUACGAGUGCUCUUACCCUGGCUGUGGGAAAAAUUACUUCAAAUCGUCACAUUUAAAAGCUCACGCCCGCACCCACACGGGCGAGCGUCCCUUCCGCUGCGGGUGGCCCGGCUGCGAGCGACGCUUCUCCCGCUCUGACGAACUGUCCCGACAUAAGAGGACGCAUACUGGCGAGAAGAAAUUCGGGUGUCGCGUGUGUAACCGCCGUUUCAUGCGGUCCGACCAUCUCGCCAAGCACGUCAAGAGACACGCAAAAGAAAGGGCCCCUCCCGCGCCCGUUCUACGGCUGCUUCCUUCGCCCCCACUCGCCAUUCCCGUCCCCACCGUUGCGCAA
Messenger RNA from Brenthis ino (lesser marbled fritillary), 990 nucleotides. The record is from the annotation of a GenBank genome assembly. Lineage: Eukaryota; Metazoa; Arthropoda; Insecta; Lepidoptera; Nymphalidae.